AGCGCCAAGCGCGGGCUCGUCGCGUUUAGACGGCGUCAUUCGUGGCUGCUCGCAAGUCUUUCGUGUUGAUUGUGAGUGAGUGCUGUAUAACUACGUCGCGCAAUGGCUGGCGGAAAGGCGGGCAAGGAUUCCGGCAAGGCAAAGGCGAAGGCGGUCUCGCGUUCGGCCAGGGCCGGCCUACAGUUUCCCGUAGGCAGAAUUCAUAGGCAUUUGAAAAACAGGACUACGAGUCAUGGUCGAGUAGGCGCUACUGCGGCAGUAUACAGUGCGGCCAUUUUGGAAUACCUUACAGCCGAGGUGUUAGAGUUGGCGGGCAAUGCAUCAAAGGAUCUGAAAGUAAAACGUAUCACACCUAGACAUUUGCAACUUGCCAUUCGUGGUGAUGAAGAAUUAGAUAGUCUCAUUAAGGCAACUAUUGCGGGAGGAGGUGUCAUUCCACAUAUCCACAAAUCGCUUAUUGGCAAGAAGGGUUCACAGAAACCAGCAUAAUUUAGCGAUAAUUGACAAUUGAACAUUUUAAGAUUCGUGGGUAAAUGGGAGAAGGAGAAAGAAGCGGUGGAAUGUUUGUUGACAAAGUGUACCUAGGUUACUAAAUCAAUGGCGAGACUGGCGUGAUAUAUACAUAGGAUAUAUAUAGAUAUAUAAAUAAAACAGAUAAUGAUAUAAUUUAAUAUAGGUAAAAGUAAGAGAUAAAAAAAAACAAAUGUUCUUUACACAAUUGGCAAACGGGUAAGACAGGGAAAGAGAGACUUUUAGGCCGAGCAUAGAAAAUUCUUAGUGAGUUGCGAGCGAUGCGUUAUAGCAUGGCUCACUCGAGACGACGGCAGUCUUUGGUACGGUUUGCAAUUUACAAGCAUUGUGAAAAUAUCGGAAGUACUUUUCGACGUAUAUAAUAGACGGCUUACUCUUGUAGUGUUUUGCGGUAAAACAUCUAAUAAAGGACAAUGAUAUUUCAGAGGUAUUCUAUAUUGGUUACACAAAAUAUAAUAGGAAAGGGGGCUUUAUAUCUGUCAAUCCCCCUUUUGGAUUAUUAGAAAUAAAUAACAAACCUCUACUGUAUUUUUAUCUUGUUUCCAUUUUCACCGCUGCUAUUUACUGUGGUAAAUUGUCUAUUAUAUAAGUCACAAAAGUAUCAGAAGACGUGUGAAAGCGUUUUUACUUACCAUGUUUAAGUAUUUAUCAUAUAUCGAAGAUAAAACUAUAAAUUUUUUCACCGAAUCGCCGUCGCUUGAUUUAGCUUUUUCAUUUUGCUUUUAACCCGUCACGUAUCGUCAAAUACAUAUUUUAUUAACUUGUCUCUAAACAACACCGCUCUUGUUUCAUUAUAAGACAUAUGCAAUGUGCGCAAUUUAAUUCAUUUAUUGUUCACACGAAUUCAAUUAUACUCUACAUUUAUUGCAUACA
This is a messenger RNA of Linepithema humile (Argentine ant), 1404 nucleotides long. RefSeq names its product Histone H2A variant (gene His2Av). Gene Ontology annotation, biological process: heterochromatin formation. Lineage: Eukaryota; Metazoa; Arthropoda; Insecta; Hymenoptera; Formicidae. The record is from RefSeq and is a predicted model, not a curated record. Gene Ontology annotation, molecular function: structural constituent of chromatin; protein heterodimerization activity; DNA binding. Gene Ontology annotation, cellular component: nucleosome; chromatin.